Messenger RNA from Melanaphis sacchari, 2731 nucleotides. RefSeq names its product solute carrier family 46 member 3-like. The record is from RefSeq and is a predicted model, not a curated record. Gene Ontology annotation, cellular component: membrane. Gene Ontology annotation, biological process: transmembrane transport. Gene Ontology annotation, molecular function: transmembrane transporter activity. The transcript is spliced from 8 exons. The coding region runs from base 679 to 2367 and encodes 562 amino acids. NCBI's taxonomy places the organism in Eukaryota, Metazoa, Arthropoda, Insecta, Hemiptera, Aphididae.
AGCAGUCUUCCGUACCUCGUGGAUACACGAUUGUUUCCAUAGUCGAGUAGCGUAACAGUCACAAGUCGAACGUCUAUCAUCGACGACCGUACACAUACGCGUAUUUUACAAUUCCAAUGAUCUAUGAUAUAAUAUUUUAAUCUCGUAUUUUUUACGCGACGUGACCGCGUAACUGCUGCGCUCAGGGCUACAGAACAUAAUAUUCAGCUCUACCUAAACAAUACACAUUUCAACGUCGUACGAAGAAUACAACUUAAUAAGUUGUUGUACCGCGUGCACGCCGGCCGCAAACAGUAGUUUUAUAUACAUAUACACAUAUAUAUAUAUAUAUAUAUCUGGUGUAUAUAUUUAUAACACAUAUAUAUAUAUGUGUGUGUGUGUAAAUUAUAUGAGUGUGAGGUUUUUAUGACGACUUGACUGAUUUAAUUCGUAACUUAAAAAUCUGUUAUACACCUCUACCAUCGAUUACAAGACAUUUUAACGAUGUCAUAAACCAACCGCUUUUCACGAUUUUGGAAUUCGAUACAAACAAUAUAACACAUCAUGUAUCCGGCAAAACGUCACGAUUUCAAAAGAAAGAUAUUUGGACAUGUUUGAGUCCAGAUAUACUUUGCUGUCGGACAAAUUCGAUUUAACCCCUAGCUGUAUUUGAGCGCCAUUCCAAAUAACUUUGAAACAAUGACUUACGACACCAGCGGAGUAAAACGCGAGAAGCCGUCGCCAACAGAAGACAAUCACGAAUCAUGGCAGGCCAUGAGCAUUAUGUCAAAAGCAAAAUUUAUGUUGAAACACUGUACAGUGGAGCCGAUGUUGGGGUGCUAUAUAGUAUCCAGUGUGCUGGCAUCGCUUGCCACGCAGAAUCUAAACUUACAGAAGGCGUGCCGGGUAAAUCUCCAACUGGACAACGCCACAUGUUCGGCGCUCGAGAGCCGUACCAUGGACAACUAUACGAGAGAAGACGAAGUGGUCGUCCAAGAGCUAGUUGCCGAUAUGAUAAUAUGGAAAACAAUCGUGCAAAGCAGUAUACCGUCGGUGCUAAUAAUAUUCAUCGGGUCGUGGAGUGAUCGGAAUCAUAAACGCAAGCCGUGCAUGUUGAUACCAAUCAUUGGUGAAUUCCUCACCAGCAUCGGCCUGUUGGUCUGUACUUACUACUUUUACGAUCUCCCGAUGGAGGUAGCCGGGCUCGUGGAGUCCGUACCGCCGGCUAUGACCGGUGGAUGGAUGACCAUGUUCAUGGCCGUGUUCAGCUAUGUAGGAGACGUGACUACGGUAAAAAUGCGCACGUUAAGGAUUGGUAUAGUGAACGUUUUCUGUUCUGUGGGCGUGCCUAUCGGCACCGCGUUAUCCGGGGUAUUGUUCCGAGAACUUGGAUUUUACGGUGUAUACAUCAUAGCCACAGUAUUAUACAUAUUUGCAUUUGUAUACGGCAUGGUUUUUAUUAAAGAGACAAAACCAGUGAUCAGAAUUGAAAGCAAGGAGCCACCGAGGGACACGUCUUGUUUGGAUUUCCUCAAGGACUUUUUUAGCCUGAGCCAUAUUAAAGAAGCCGUUCGAGUGACAUUUAAAGAAGGACAGUACAACCGAAGACUAAGAAUUAUUGCUUUAAUGGUUGUUGUCAUCGUUGUUAUGGGCCCUUUGCAUGGUGAAAUGUCUGUAAUGUAUCUGUUUACACGAGUACGUUUCAAUUGGGACGAAGUGAACUACAGUAUGUUUUCCACGUAUUCUAUGAUUACUAAUCUAGUAGGUACGAUGUUUUCGGUUGGAGUAUUCAGUCAUAUGUUGCAAAUCGACGAUGCAUUAAUCGGAGUAAUAUCAUGUAUGAGUAAAAUAUUGGCUGGAUUUGUUUACGCAUUUGCUACAACGGAUUUCGUAUUUUACUUGGCACCACUUGUUGACAUUGUAAAUGGCACGUCGUUUAUUGCCAUGAGAUCAAUUAUUUCAAAACUUGUACCGCCAGAUGAAUUAGGAAAAGUAAACUCGCUGUUUGGCGUAUGUGAAGCUCUUGUACCUCUAAUUUAUGGACCAAUGUACAGCGCUGUAUAUAAGGCUACACUGAAGACAGUUCCAGGAGCUUUUUUCUUACUCGGUGGUGCAUUAACUGCUCCAGCAGCUCUUAUAUUUUUAUGGAUGUACAAUGAACAUAAAAAAGAACAAAGAGAAAAAGAAGCAGAGAUCAAAGAUGAAGAAAAAAAAUCUGGUCCGCUAAAGAAAAAAAAUAGUUUAGACUUCAGGAUAUCUUCGCAUGACUUUGACUUGAAAACUAUAUUAGAUAGACGAACACAGACUCACAGAGGUUCGGGACAAUUUUCAAGUCUAGGAUUGGACAACAUAGCAUUCCAAAUGGAAGAAGGAGCUUCUAAAGGCUAAUAAUCCUGAUGACUAACAAUAUGAUUGAGUAUUUUUUAAUUCCUAAUGUCAUUAGGACACAACUUUGUUCAUUCGUAUCAUGUGUAAUAUGUACAUAAGUUAAGACGUCCGUGAAAAUUAUUAUGUAAAAUUAUUCAAAAUUAGUAACUUAAUGUCCAUAUUUUGAUUUUUUUUAUGUACGUCUGUGAAUUUUUAUCACCAUAGUUGAAAACAAAUUUCAUCAUUUAUAUUGAUCGUUUUCCUGUGUAUAUACAGUGUGUUAGUUUUUGGAAAAAUUUUCUUUGAAAAUAUUACCAUUGACUUUCUAUAGGUCUGAAGUAAAAUUUAAACGUAUAAUCAUGGAUAAAAACAACUUUAAGUGAUU